Tyto alba (common barn owl) is the source of this 612-nucleotide messenger RNA. It is a transcript of the gene RPL24, whose product is annotated as ribosomal protein L24. Gene Ontology annotation, cellular component: cytosolic large ribosomal subunit. Gene Ontology annotation, molecular function: structural constituent of ribosome; mRNA binding. The transcript is spliced from 6 exons. Bases 92 to 565 code for a protein of 157 amino acids. The record is from RefSeq and is a predicted model, not a curated record. Lineage: Eukaryota; Metazoa; Chordata; Aves; Strigiformes; Tytonidae. Gene Ontology annotation, biological process: cytoplasmic translation.
CCGAGCCGUCCCGGCGUGCUGCGCGCGGCGCGCGCCACACCGCCUCCCGUCCUCCUCCCUUCCUCCCUUCCGCCUCGCAGCUGCCGCCAUCAUGAAGGUCGAGCUGUGCAGCUUCAGCGGGUACAAGAUCUACCCGGGCCAUGGCCGCCGCUACGCCCGCACCGACGGCAAGGUUUUUCAGUUCUUGAAUGCAAAAUGUGAGUCUGCAUUCCUUUCCAAGAGAAACCCCCGUCAAAUCAACUGGACUGUUCUUUAUAGGCGGAAACACAAGAAAGGACAGUCAGAAGAGAUACAAAAGAAGCGCACACGUCGUGCUGUUAAGUUUCAGAGAGCUAUCACUGGCGCAUCUUUAGCUGAGAUUAUGGCUAAACGAAAUCAGAAGCCUGAAGUACGAAAGGCGCAGAGGGAACAGGCUAUUAGGGCUGCAAAAGAAGCCAAGAAGGCUAAGCAGGCAACCAAGAAAACGGCUGUUUCUGCUGCAAAGGCUCCUACAAAGGCAGCACCUAAGCAGAAGAUUGUGAAACCAGUCAAGGUUUCUGCUCCCCGUGUUGGUGGAAAGCGCUAACUUGUCAAACUGUUAGUCAAGCUGAAUAAACAUCUGACUAACUUUGA